Messenger RNA from Clupea harengus (Atlantic herring), 2990 nucleotides. It is a transcript of the gene tas1r3, whose product is annotated as taste receptor, type 1, member 3. Gene Ontology annotation, molecular function: G protein-coupled receptor activity. The record is from RefSeq and is a predicted model, not a curated record. NCBI's taxonomy places the organism in Eukaryota, Metazoa, Chordata, Actinopteri, Clupeiformes, Clupeidae. Gene Ontology annotation, biological process: sensory perception of umami taste; G protein-coupled receptor signaling pathway; sensory perception of sweet taste. Gene Ontology annotation, cellular component: plasma membrane.
GACGAGUGUGCUGCUGCUGUGGUCUAUGUGCUCCAUGGGCAGUGCUGACUGGCUGCAGAACAUCAGCACCGAUCUCUUCAGAUCUCCAGGAGACAUACUCCUUGGCGGACUCUUCCCUAUUAAUGAGCUCACCAGCAAUCUGAGCGAACGAGAGGAGCCUGAUGAGAUACAGUGUAACAGCCUCAACAGCUACGGCUUGGCUCUGUCCCUGGUGAUGAAGUUCUCGGUGGACUACAUCAACGCUGACCCCAGCGUGCUGCCUGGUGUAAGGCUGGGCUUUGAGACCUACGACACGUGCAGGCAGCCGGCCGUGAUCAUGAAGCCAACUCUGCUCUUCCUCAGCGAGGGCUCCACGGAGGAGGUGGCUGUCAGGUGCAACUACACGGACUACGCCACGCGGGUGGUAGCCAUCGUCGGUCCGUACACCUCGGAAAUGGUGUCCGUCGUCAGCAAGCUGCUUGGGUUCUUCCUGAUACCACAGAUCAGCUUCGGUGCCACCAGUGACAAGUUCAGUGACAAGCAGCUGUACCCGUCCUUCAUGCGCACCGUGCCCACUGAUAAGUGGCAAGUGGAGGCCUUGGUGGACUUGCUGAAGGAGUUCAAGUGGAACUGGGUGGCGGUGGUGGCCAGCGAAGACGAGUACGGGCGGCAGGGUCAGCGGCAGUUCUCCGCCCUGGCGUCGGAACGGCGCAUCUGCGUGGCAUAUGAGGGGCUCAUCCCUAUCUACAGGGACCCCGUACCCACCAUCAGAGAGAUCCUGGAGCACAUCAAAGAGACCAGAGUUGGGGUAGUGGUGCUCUUCUCCCUCCCGCAGCCUGCCACUGAGUUCUUCACUGAGGUGAUCCGCAAGAACAUGACACUGGUGUGGGUAGGCAGCACCGCCUGGGGGCUGCACAAAGGCGUCGCCAUGCUCCCCAACAUCCACACCGUGGGCACCAUCCUGGCCUUUGCCGACACGAGCCACCCGCUGGCCCUGUUGAACCCCUACUUUAGGGCUCUCUUCUCCAAGAUCCAACAGGAGAGGCUCAGCCAGUCCUCCCUGAAGCCCAGCGCAAACAUCCCCUCCAUGGGCAACCCAUGCCCAUCGUGCUGGCACAUCUCCCCAGACAACAUGAGCCUGGUGGAGGACACACUGCUGCAGAGGACCGCUUUCAGUGUGUAUGCGGCCGUCAAAAGUGUGGCUCACGCACUGCACAACAUGCUGGGCUGCAAUGCGACCAUGUGUCCGCAACAGUCCAGCUACAAAAUCUACCCAUGGCAGUUGCUUGAGGAGUUGAGGAAAGUGUCCAUUGACAUAAAUGGCACACAUUUUGUGUUUGAUGAGGAAGGGAACCCGAGCUUGGGCUAUGAUGUGCUGGUGUGGAUCUGGAAGCCUGAAGUGACGUUCAGAGAGAUCGGAAACUUCUUUAGGAACCUGUCAAUCAACAGGACGAGGAUUGAGUGGCACACAACACCCAAUAUGGUGCCUGAGUCCACCUGCUCUGCAAACUGUGGGAAAGGAGAGGUCAAGCGCGUCAAAGGCUUCCACUCCUGCUGCUUUGACUGCAUCCCAUGCAAAGAGGGAACAUUCCAGAACAAUAGCGAUGACAUUCAGUGCACCAACUGCCCAACGGGCCAGUGGUCCACCCACCGCAGUACCUCCUGUGUGUACCCCACUUACACCUACCUCUCCUGGGACAGCUGGGAUAGCCUGGGUCUGGUUCUGGCGGGGGUGUUGGUGCUGGUCUGUGAGGUCGCUGUCGGGGUGCUCUUCCUGCGCCACAGGAGUACCCCCGUGGUGAACGCGUCCGGAGGGGCGCUCUGCUUCCUGUCGCUGCUGUGCCUGAUGGGAUGCAGUGCCAGUCUCGUGCUUUUCUUGGGCCAGCCAAGAGACCUCGUGUGCCGCCUGCAGCUGCCAUUCAAUGCCAUGUUCCCCACCGUGGCUCUGUCCACCAUUUUAGCCAUCUCUCUACAGAUUGUUUGCGUGACUGAGUUCCCUGAGAAGAUCUCAGCUCACCUGCACACUCUACGCGGUCCGGGCAGCUGCCUGGUGGUUCUGGCGUGCUGCGGGGUCCAGGCGGGACUGUGCGGUUGGUUCGUCCAGGAGGCCCCCACCCUGUCCCGCUUUGUCUCCGAGCUGGAGGUGAACUUUGUGACGCAGUUCCUCAGCUGCCCGGUGACGCCGCUGCUCAGCUUCGGCAUUGCCCUGGGCUUCAACGGCGCGCUGGCACUCGUCUCCUUCAUGUGCACCUUCAUGGCCCUGAAGCCCGCCGGGCAGUACAACAUGGCACGCGACAUUACCAUUUCCACUCUGGCCUACUGCGUGGUGUGGGUAAUCUUCGUGCCCAUCUACACAGGCCUGGACGACAAGAAGAAGUCCAUCGCCCAUGUCGCAGUCACCUUGAUCAGUCACAUGGGGCUGGUGGCGGCCUUCUUCUUCCCCAAGUGCCACCUGCUGCUCAAAAGACCUGAGCUCAACACGGCAGAGCACUUCCGUGCCUAUCUGGAGGGGAUCAUAACGCCUCCUCAAGAGGAGCAGGCUCAGUGAUACAGGGGAUGACAAAAGCCAAUACAUUGUCAUGAGAUUUCCUAGAAGAGAAUUGAUAUAACUACGUGUUCAGUAGAUAAGUAUAAAUGUGUGUAAUUGUUCAUUAAAGGGUAUAAACCACACACUUGUUUUGUGUACAGUACAUUUGGGCAAAGCGAAGGGUUACUACCUACACCCAACUGGCCUGCUGCAUGGUGUGAGUAAUCUUUGUGACCAUCUACAUGUGCCUGAACAACUGAAGUCCAUCGCCCACAUCACGGUCACCUUGCUCAGUCACAUGGGCCUGGUGGUGGUCUUCUUCGUCCCCUAGAGCCAUCUGCUACUGAAAAGACCUGAGCUCGACACGGCAGAUCACUUCAGUGCCUAUCUGGAGGAGACCAUAACAUCUCCUCAAGGGAGACAGGCUCGAUGAUACACAACAAUGAAACAUGCAAAUAUAUUAUACUGAGUUUUCAUUGAAGAG